Molecule: messenger RNA, 975 nt
Organism: Acytostelium subglobosum LB1
Lineage: Eukaryota; Evosea; Eumycetozoa; Acytosteliales; Acytosteliaceae
Exons: 1
Source: RefSeq, a predicted model, not a curated record
AUGGCAACGACAACAGCCACAACUAAUAAUACUGCGAUGGAUCAACAACAUAAGAGGGAUCCAUUACAAUCACCUGUAUUUAAGAUGAGAGGAUUGGAGAUGACUGUUUAUGGAUUGGAGAAGGAGAAUCUUGAUUUGAGACAAACGAUUGAACAAAAGGAUAAAGAGAUCAAUAACUUGAAGAAUACAAUGCAAGAGUAUGAGUUGGAGAAUGAACGCCAUGAACGACGCCAUGCCCAACUCGAAGAGGAGAUCAUUGAGUUGCGCCAGCAGCUCAAACAGAAUGGAAUCACACCAAACAUCACAACGACCUAUACAUCAUCCACACCAAAGGUCUCGGGCGUAGGCGUGGACAUCAACUCGUUGCGUCUAAAUAACUCAAAUGGUGACGGAGGCGUUGGAGCCAGUGGAUCAGGUGUCCGCCAUGAUAAAUACUACGAAGACAGUUCACUAUAUUUAUACACGGGUCGAUCGAUACCCUCAAACAACUCGCCAUCACUGUCCAAAGCAUCAUCAUUCAACCUCAAUAGCAGUGGAGGUAUAUCCAAUCCUCCUCCAAUCUCUAUGACCAUGAGCAGCAGCAGCAGCUCAAACAACGUAGCCAAUGUCAGCAGUUCAACUCUACUCGAUCCAAACAAUAACAAUAACCUUAUCAAUCAUAACAACAAUCACAAUCACAUUAAUAACAAUAAUAACAACAACAACAACAUAAGCAAUGUUAAUAAUAAUAACAUUGGAAAUAACGAUAACCAAGCAUCAUCUUCAUCAGCAUCCUCCUCAAUGUAUCCUACACAUCAUACACCAACAUUAACACAUACAAGAUCACCUUUCCAGAAGGCCAAGCCUCCCAGCUCUCCAACAAUAGUGUCAUGUGUCACCACUGAAGGUGGCAACGCUGGUGUCAACAUCUCAAUGACCCCAUCACCAGUCAUUGCACAGCCCAGGAAGAAAUCAAUCAUCAGUCUCUUCUCAUUG